Molecule: messenger RNA, 939 nt
Organism: Anopheles coustani
Lineage: Eukaryota; Metazoa; Arthropoda; Insecta; Diptera; Culicidae
Exons: 3
Coding region: 1-939 (312 amino acids)
Source: RefSeq, a predicted model, not a curated record
AUGAUCGAGGAUGUCAUCGUUUCCGAUCGAUUGCAUCUAAUCGAUCUCGGAGUGAUGCGAAAAUUAUUGCAGGGGUGGCGAGCGGGUGUAUUUUUAAACGUGGCAAAAUGGUCGUCGGAUAAAGCGAAAGAAAUAUCUACUAGGCUUACAAAAAUAGUGCUUCCCAGUGAGAUUCAUAGGAAAUUCCGGACCCUUAACGACAUUCAGAAUUGGAAAGGGUCCGAGUAUAGUUCCUUCUUACACUAUGGAAGUAUUGUAGUUUUAAAAAAUAAUGUAAGUAAGGUAGUUUAUGAGCACUUCUUGCUGUUUUAUUGUGCGAUAACAUUAUUAUCGUCUAAUGUGCAUAGGAGGAAGUGGGAACAGGCUGGACAAAUGUUGAUCCAGUUUGUGUCCCAAUUCAACGAAGUGUAUUCGGAAGGGUAUGUCACAAGCAACGUGCAUAAUUUGGUACACGUCUAUGACGAAGUGGCCAAAUUUGGUGCACUAGGAACCUUGUCGGCAUACCCUUUCGAAAACGAGUUACAGCAUAUAAAAAAUAUGCUCCGUAACGGCUACAGAGGCUUGCAGCAAGUAGCAAAUAGACUUUCGGAAUUAGAUAAUUUUAAUAUUAGGACAGGAAAUCAACCAAAUGAUCCAAGAAGCGCAUACUUGACAAAAUCUGGAAAUAGUAUAGAAGUAAACUUUGACGAUUUUAUUCUAAAAAAUGGCAAUAGAGACGGCUGGCAGCGCCAGCAUGCCGCCCCACUCCGACAAAAGUUCUAUCCGGAUUUUUCCAGUGGGCAACGAAGAAAGGGAUUAUUUACUACUACUCCCUGGCUAAGCGAACCGAUAUUUGAUACGAGCUUCAUCAAGUUUAUUUUCUAUGAUAUGCGACGGAUUUAUGCCGUGAAUCAUCAAGAUUUACCAUUGUUUGCCGAAGAUCGCGUAAUUCAACUGUAA